AUGAACAAAUUAAUAAUUUCAAUCAACAUUUUCGAAAUUUCAAACCAAAAUGAUUUACCACUUGGAAAUGAUGAAAAUCAAUCUCAUAUUGUUAAUGAUACAAUUGAUGAAUUAGAAAGUGCAAUUUCUUCAAUCAUCAAUUUUUACAAUCAAUAG
Molecule: messenger RNA, 156 nt
Organism: Dictyostelium discoideum AX4
Lineage: Eukaryota; Evosea; Eumycetozoa; Dictyosteliales; Dictyosteliaceae
Exons: 1
Coding region: 1-156 (51 amino acids)
Source: RefSeq, a predicted model, not a curated record